GCCUAGUCAAUAUUUGAAACUGAAGGUCAUGAUGUUUGGUUGACUCUUCCUCUUUAAGUUGUUGCGUCUCGUAUAGGAAGCUCACAACAAACAUAUUAAUGCAUCCUGAUACUAAACCUAAGGAUUCAAGUCAUCGAGUCUCAAUCGGCAUAAAUAUUUUGACAGGUGGUUUAGCAGGAUGUGUUGCAAAGACAGCAAUUGCUCCACUCGACAGAGCUAAAAUAAAUUUUCAGUCUACUCGAAUGCCAUUUAAUGUACGGAGUCUUAUUCAGUUUCUCAAAAACACUUACCAAGAGCAAGGUUUUAUGCGUCUAUGGCGUGGUCACACUGCAACUCUUGCCAGAAUUUUUCCUUAUUCUGCUAUUCAGUACUCUGCUCAUGAUCAUUAUAAACAUUUACUUGGGAUUAGUUCAACUAGGCAUUCGGAGAUUUCGUAUAUACGUGUACGACGAUUUCUUGCUGGUGUUGGGGCUGGGACUACAUCAGUUACCUGUACAUAUCCACUUGAUGUCGCCAGAGCACGUAUGGCAGUUACAACUGCUUCCAAAUAUUCUAGUCUUUUUCAUGCUAUACGAGCUCUUUAUACAGAAGAAGGAUUAAGUGCAUUGUAUCGUGGUUUUACUCCUGCUCUCCUCGGUAUUAUCCCAUAUGCUGGGACAGCUUUCUUUACAUUUGAAACACUGAAAGAAACAUGUUUAGAUAGAAAUAAAGAUCCCAUCACUGGUAACCGACCUAAAAAAUUGUAUCCAUUUGAAAAUUUAUGUUGUGGUGCAGUGGCUGGAAUAUUAGGACAAACUGCUUCUUAUCCACUAGAUAUUGUUAGACGAAGAAUGCAAACUGCUAAUAUUACAGGUCAUCCAGAAUAUUUAGAAAGUGUAUAUAAAACAUUACGAUAUGUAUAUAAAGAUGAAGGUUUUAUUCAUGGAUUAUAUAAAGGUUUAUCAGUGAAUUGGAUUAAAGGACCAGUAGCUUCAGGUAUUAGUUUCACGGUUUAUCAUCAAUUUCAACAUUUACUUCAUCAAUGGAUAAUAAUUGAUGAAUAACUGGUUUUUCUUUUCAUCACUGAUAAUUAUUAUUGAUAUUACAUCAUAGAUUCUUAUGAUCUCUCUCUCUAAAUACAAUAACUGUAUAUUGUUGCUAAGAAGUAAUUCGAGUUGUUAUUGCUUUUGCCAGUUUCCUUUUCUAGUUGUUUAUUAUUCUCUGUUUAUAUUAGUUUAUAAUAUGCAUUUGUUGACUGUCUAUCAUAUCCAAUGAUGUGUUUAUGAGUAGUAUUAGUAUUAGUAAAAGUAAUAAUGAAGGCUAUCUAUCUUUGUUUAUCGUACGUUUAUUUUGACUGUCUUCUACAAAAAGAAACUGACUAAAACUUAAAUCUCGGUUUACAUUUGUAAAUGAUCUACAAAUAUCACUUGACUUUCUACUUUUUUUUGUCUCAUCACUAUGAAAAUAGAAGAUUUUUUAGUUUUCUGAGUUUGUAUUUGCCGCAUUUUUUUGUCUUUCAAUACUGUAGCUGUUAGAUCAGUGUGGUUCAAACACUUUCACACAUCAACAUAUAAACGCAUACUCACAAACUUGAAGUUGUACAGAGUAUUUCAAGUUACUUACCUAUUAGAUAUUAAUUAUCCUAUAUUACCUAAUUAUUUGAUAUUUUUCAAACAAAAUACUGUAAAUUUGUAGUAUAAUCCUAAAUUAUUUAUUUAUUUAUUUUUGUGCUGUUACUUAUUAUUUACCUCAUUUUUAUUCAGUGUUUGUUUACUGCUUAAUUUAUCUGCUGUUACUCGUGCUACUUUUAUCUAAUUAAGUAGUUUAAAUUGUUCUACAUCAUUUCUGUUUCGUUUACUUUGGAAAAUAUUUUUUUCAUUCACUGCCACCCUGGGUAAAUGUGCUUAAUUGUUUUCGCCUUUCGAACAGAAUACACAUUAUAAUACAUUAACCAUUUACCAAUAAAAACUGACAGUAUUGUGUACAUGUACUUGUGUGUGUGUGUUAGUUUAUACGUUAGAAUCCUCAAUAAAUUAUUUCAUUUCGUAUUUCUUUCUUUUUCAUUGAACAUUUUUUCGUGGUAUUUGCAGAACGACUUUUGUAUUUAAAAUUACCUUUCAACAGAUGUACUCAGGUAUUUUAAAUAGAAAUAAAUGUUUAUAUGGUUCGUUA
Molecule: messenger RNA, 2151 nt
Organism: Schistosoma rodhaini
Lineage: Eukaryota; Metazoa; Platyhelminthes; Trematoda; Strigeidida; Schistosomatidae
Source: the annotation of a GenBank genome assembly